AAUUUCUCGAGUGAGCAGGAGAGAGAGGGAGAGAAAGAGAGAGAAAGAGAGAGAGAGAGACAGAGAGAAAGAGAGAGAGAAAGCUUCGACCUGUUCCUCACAGAUCAGAGCUGGUGUGUGUACAUCUUUCCUCUGGUAGACCUCUCUCCUGUUCACUAUGGCUCCUACACUGUCCACUGCUUUUGCCCGCCGCUGGUGGAUGGCGGUGACUGCCAUCAUUGAGAACCUGCUGUUCUCUGCAGUACUGCUAGGCUGGGGUUCCCUUCUCAUCAUGCUCAAAUCUGAAGGCUUCUACUCCUAUCUCUGCACAGAACAUGCAAACAGUUCCACUUUCAACAUAUCUACAAAAGUGGUGCCUCCACCAGCAGAGGUUGAGGAAGACUACCAGUAUGAGGACACCUCACAUAGCAAUGGGGUAGAGAUAGUUCCUCUGAAACCAGUGGAUGAGCCUCUGCAUUUAAAUGGCUGGCUGAUCUGUAAAGAGCAGGACGAGAUGCUAAACCUUGCCUUCACCGUUGGGUCUUUCCUCCUCAGUGCCAUUGCUCUACCACUCGGCAUCGUCAUGGACAAAUACGGGCCACGCAAACUCCGUCUGACUGGCAGUGCCUGCUUUGGAUUAUCCUGUCUGCUUAUUGCCUAUGGAGCCAGCAACCCCAACGAACUUUCUGUGCUUAUCUUUAUCGCCCUGAUUUUUAAUGGUUUUGGAGGAAUGUGCAUGACCUUCACUUCCCUUACACUCCCAAACAUGUUUGGAGACCUGCGUGCCACCUUCAUUUCACUUAUGAUCGGCUCUUAUGCAUCCUCAGCUGUUACCUUCCCUGGAGUUAAGGUGAUCUAUGACCUGGACGUGAACUUUAUCACUAUACUGGUAGUGUGGGCAGUGUGUGCUGGUCUCGUCUUCCUUAACUGUUUCCUCAACUGGCCUCUCGAAGCCUUCCCUGGCCCUGAAGACAUGGACUACACUGUGAAGAUCAAGUUUAGCUGGUUGGGUUUUGACCACAAGAUCACCGGAAAGGAGUUUUAUAAGCAAGUGACAACAGUGGGCAAACGAUUAAGCACAAAUAACUCUCCAACACAGAAGGAGCUGGCCAGCAGUGAAGGUCACAAACUCUGCCUCUCCACCAUGGACCUGGAGGUGCAGUGUGAGCCUAAAGACGAACCUCAGACGUUCACGAAGAGCAUCUUAAGCCCCCUGUUUCUUCUCAGCCUGGUUACAAUGUGUGUCACUCAGCUGCGCCUGAUUUUCUACAUGGGAGCCAUGAACAGCAUAUUGGAAUCCAUGAGCCAUGGAGACCUUGAUACAGUGAGUCUGUACAGCUCUAUUUUUGGUGUGAUGCAGCUGCUUUGCCUCUUGACCACUCCAGUCAUUGGUCAGAUCAUGGAUUGGAAACUAAAGGACUGUGAUGAGGAGACUAACAUGAAAAUUGUCAGCAAGGAUCAACCACAGCCCAAGCGAAGAGACAAAAAAAUCCAAAAGAUUACCAAUGCUAUAAGAGCCUUUGCCUUAACCAACCUCAUUCUCCUGGGUUUCGGCAUCACCUGUCUUAUCCCUAACCUCCAACUGCAGUUGCUGUCAUUUGUUCUGCAUACAAUUGUUCGAGGUUUUAUUCACUCAGCUAUUGGAGGACUUUAUGCCGCUGUCUACCCAUCGUCUCAGUUUGGAACCCUGACUGGCAUGCAGUCUCUGAUUAGUGCCAUUUUUGCCCUACUCCAGCAACCUCUUUUUAUGGCCAUGAUGGGCCCACUGGAGGGAAAUCCACUCUUGGUGGAUGUGGGUCUCCUUGUUCUCAGCAUGCUUGGUUUCCUGUUGCCCCUGUACCUGUUGUGUUUUCGCAAAAGCCUCCACCAAAUAAGGAAAGAGAAAGAAAACGAUGCCAAGAUCUACAUCAAAAUCAAUGGCAGUGACAAGACGGAGGCCUUCGUCUAAACCCCGGGCCAGAGACAGAUACUGAAGCAAGGAUGUACAGAAAAAAGGAAGAAUGAAUGUAAUUUUUAUGACGUACGCAUACACUCGUGCGCACUUCUCUUGCAUAUAGCUUCAGUGAACUGAAACUGCUGUCUUGGAAACUGAUGUAUCAUCAAUAUGAACUCAUGCUGAUGACGUAAAAAAGGGGAAUUCGAGAAAAACUUUAUAUUUUUCUAUCUUCUCUAGAUUUAUAUCUCUUCUUACUGUGUCUGGUGUGUGGAGAAAAGAAUACAUUUGCACAUUCAUUCAUGUUCUGCUGCCUAACUCUUGGUGCCUUACCGAUGUGCUGUGCAGGAAAACAGCAAUGAGAAUUUGGUAAUGAGUUUUUUUUUAUUUGUGAGUUUAUAAGGAUGCAUUAAACAAGCUGGUCCAUAUGAGUUGGUUGAAUUAAUUAAGAAUUGUAGUGCCUAAUUUCCUGUCUUCCUUCAAGAUCCUUCUUCAUUAAAAAGCAAACAAAAAAAAAAUUCAAGAAGUACAUAAAUGGCCCCUUUUGGUCUACUGUCUAUGGACAGGCUUUCGAAUCGUGCCCUGUGUCUCCCCCUAGUGGUAAAGGUUGGAAAUGCUGUACUCUUUUGAUGCUCAACACAAACCUACAGUACAGUACACAAACCUAUAUUAUUUAUUUACACUUAAUCAAAUCCAUAAUGACAUAUUGGAUUACAUAAAAAUCUAAUCCACAUAAGUAUAAACCAUGCACAUAGCUGCUCAUGUAUCAUUUGGUUGUAGAUACUUAAAACCCUAUUCUAAUGCAUUAAGUUAGUUGCAUAUACUCUAUAUUACUAUACAUUCACACAUACUUUGGUCCACUUUUUUAUUGGGAAUCACAGCACUUCUAGCAUUUGGGAGAUGUUUAUGUGCAUUGUUGAAAUGCUCUAAACUGUCUAUUUAUUUAAACUAUUUCCUAAUUCUAAGCUUUAUAUCCAAGCAUGCUUUACUAUUCUUUUUUUCAUGCUUCACCCUUUCCUCUUUUUAUUUAUAUAUAUUCUUUUGUUUGAGGUAAUGAGGAAUAAUAUUGAGGAUUACCAUCAAAUAAAAUUGGACCUUUCCUUA
Silurus meridionalis is the source of this 3016-nucleotide messenger RNA. It is a transcript of the gene slc43a2b, whose product is annotated as solute carrier family 43 member 2b. The transcript is spliced from 14 exons. Lineage: Eukaryota; Metazoa; Chordata; Actinopteri; Siluriformes; Siluridae. Gene Ontology annotation, biological process: transmembrane transport; neutral amino acid transport. The record is from RefSeq and is a predicted model, not a curated record. Gene Ontology annotation, molecular function: L-amino acid transmembrane transporter activity; neutral L-amino acid transmembrane transporter activity. The coding region runs from base 158 to 1927 and encodes 589 amino acids.